Molecule: messenger RNA, 1200 nt
Organism: Penicillium cataractarum
Lineage: Eukaryota; Fungi; Ascomycota; Eurotiomycetes; Eurotiales; Aspergillaceae
Product: alpha/beta hydrolase family protein
Exons: 5
Source: RefSeq, a predicted model, not a curated record
AUGUUAGAGACUCUUCCUUUCCAUGUCCGUGAAAGCAUGACUAAAGUGGCUCCUCAUCACGAGUCAGUAGAAGCUUUGUGGUUAACGAAAUGGAGAACUCCGGUAUACUCCCAAACGUGCUCGAGAGGGAUAUACCCUUUUGUAGACUGCAAAUUGGAAGAUUUCGAUCCCAUUUUUGACGAGCUUAUCAAGGUUCGUCACUCUGACUACAAAACGUGGCUAUGUACUCAUAAUGGCCUCCAGCAAAAGCUUGUUGAGCCAUACGACCCAGAUACCUUGGCGGCACCAUUUUUCCACCCUGCAAAAGCUUUGACAGAACAAGCUUUGAACGCAGAGCGGAGCGGCAACGUUGUCUUGGCAUCAGAGUUGUAUUUACGCGCAGCCGGAGUAUAUCGAAUGGCACGUUUCCCGGUCGCAAGAUCUCCAAAGACAUUUGAAGCCUGGGAGCUGGGUAAGGAGGCAUAUUUGAAAGGUAGCCGCUACCUCAACCCAGCAAACAUCGAGAUCACCAUUCCACAUACACACAGGAUCGACAGCGAAGGUCCAGAGAUCAAAUGCUACCUCCGAGUCCCCGAACACGCAUCGCCGACCCAGCAAGUUCCAAUUGUCAUAUUCAUCUGUGGACUCGAUGCAUAUCGAACGGACCAUACGAACAGGACUUCAGAGCAUGUAAAGCGUGGGUUCGCUUGUCUUAGUGUCGAGAUACCAGGGACGGGUGACUCGCCAGCAUUAAAGAAUGAUCCGCUCAGUCCUGAACGACAGUGGUCGAGUGUUCUUGAUUGGAUCCAGGAGCAAGAGAUGUUUGAUCGAAAAAUGAUCUGUGUUCGAGGCGUGAGUACUGGGGGUUAUUAUGCCAUGCGUAUUGCCCAUACACACGCGGACCGACUCUUAGCAGUGGUGAGCCAAGGCGGUGGUAGCCAUAGGAUGUUCAGUUCUGAAUGGAUUAACGUGCAGAAUAAUAUGGAAUAUCCUUAUGCACUUGUCGAUGCACUUAUGUACAAGUUUGGAUAUGAUUCUGUUGACGAGUAUAAGAGGACUGGGAAGGAGCGAUUUUCCUUCUUAGAGAACGGCAUAUUUGACAAUCCAAGCUGUCGGCUAUUGUUGGUUAAUGGAAUGCAAGAUGAGAUUUUGCCCAUUGAAGAUUCUAUAAUUCCUCUUGAAUAUGGAAACGUCAAGGAAGCACGGCAAGUUCUCUGCUUC